This is a messenger RNA of Thrips palmi, 3426 nucleotides long. Its product is annotated as V-type proton ATPase catalytic subunit A. Gene Ontology annotation, molecular function: ATP hydrolysis activity; ATP binding; proton-transporting ATPase activity, rotational mechanism. Gene Ontology annotation, biological process: ATP metabolic process; proton transmembrane transport. Gene Ontology annotation, cellular component: proton-transporting V-type ATPase, V1 domain; lysosomal membrane. The transcript has 12 exons. The record is from RefSeq and is a predicted model, not a curated record. Lineage: Eukaryota; Metazoa; Arthropoda; Insecta; Thysanoptera; Thripidae. The coding region runs from base 181 to 2019 and encodes 612 amino acids.
AAAUUGCGGGUCUAUCUGGCAGCGUAAUGAUUAUAUUUAACUAGACCUUAGUUGUUAGACACGCAGCAGUCAGUGGUGGUCAUCCCUGCGUCAGCUGACAGUCUUGUGAUUGUAACUUGUGUCGGCCGCGACAGGGAGGAUUCUUUACUCUUGCUGUUUCAGUCAUCCAACGGUCACAAAAUGCUUCCCAAAAUCCGAGAUGAGGACAAGGAGUCCAAAUUCGGCUAUGUCUACGCCGUUUCUGGCCCUGUCGUUACCGCGGAAAAGAUGUCCGGGUCAGCCAUGUACGAACUCGUUCGUGUAGGCUAUCAUGAACUUGUGGGUGAAAUUAUUCGUUUGGAGGGUGACAUGGCCACCAUUCAGGUGUACGAAGAAACCUCAGGAGUCACAGUUGGAGAUCCUGUACUGCGAACUGGCAAACCUCUGUCAGUUGAGCUUGGACCUGGCAUUCUUGGUAGUAUCUUUGACGGUAUCCAGCGUCCUUUGAAAGACAUUUGUGAGCUGGCAAAAGGAAUUUACAUUCCCAAGGGUGUCAAUGUGCCUGCUCUCAACCGAGACAUUUCAUGGGACUUCAACCCACUAUCAAUCAAGGUCGGUAGUCACAUGACUGGUGGUGACUUGUAUGGAGUUGUCCACGAGAACACUUUGGUGAAACACAAGAUUAUUCUGCCUCCGAAGGCAAAGGGUACAGUCACCUACAUUGCUGAACCUGGAAGCUACACAGUCGAUGAUGUCAUCCUGGAAACUGAAUUUGAUGGAGAAAAAUCCAAGUUCACCAUGUUGCAAGUGUGGCCUGUGCGUCAGCCCCGGCCUGUCACUGAAAAACUUCCUGCCAACUACCCUCUGUUGACUGGCCAGCGUGUAUUAGACUCUCUGUUUCCGUGUGUACAAGGAGGAACCACAGCUAUUCCGGGUGCUUUCGGUUGCGGUAAAACUGUAAUCUCUCAGGCUUUGUCGAAGUACUCCAACUCUGAUGUCAUUGUUUACGUUGGUUGUGGUGAACGUGGUAAUGAAAUGUCUGAAGUAUUGCGUGAUUUCCCGGAGCUUUCUGUUGAAAUCGAUGGUCAAACAGAGUCUAUCAUGAAACGUACUGCACUUGUUGCCAACACAUCAAACAUGCCUGUCGCUGCUCGUGAAGCCUCCAUCUACACAGGUAUCACCCUGUCUGAGUACUUCCGAGACAUGGGUUACAACGUAUCCAUGAUGGCUGAUUCUACAUCCCGUUGGGCUGAGGCUCUUCGUGAAAUCUCAGGUCGUCUGGCUGAGAUGCCCGCUGACAGUGGUUACCCCGCGUACCUUGGCGCUCGUCUUGCCUCCUUCUACGAGCGCGCCGGACGCGUCAAGUGCUUAGGAAACCCAGACAGAGAAGGCUCUGUUAGUAUUGUGGGUGCUGUAUCACCUCCUGGUGGUGACUUCUCUGACCCUGUCACCUCUGCCACUCUGGGUAUUGUUCAAGUGUUCUGGGGUCUUGACAAGAAAUUGGCCCAACGCAAGCACUUCCCCUCAAUCAACUGGCUUAUUUCCUACAGCAAGUACAUGCGAGCACUUGAUGACUUCUAUGACAAGAACUUCCCAGAGUUUGUUCCCCUCCGUACAAAGGUAAAGGAAAUCCUGCAAGAGGAAGAAGAUCUUUCUGAAAUUGUGCAGCUUGUUGGUAAGGCCUCCCUUGCAGAGGCUGACAAGAUUACCCUUGAAGUUGCCAAGCUCCUGAAGGAUGAUUUCCUUCAGCAGAACAGCUACUCUGCCUAUGAUAGGUUUUGUCCAUUCUACAAGACAUGCGGCAUGUUGAAAAACAUGAUUGCCUUCUAUGACAUGUCACGUCAUGCUGUUGAAUCAACUGCCCAAAGUGAGAACAAAAUCACAUGGAACGUCAUUCGUGACUCAAUGGGCCAAAUUAUGUACCAGCUUUCAUCUAUGAAAUUCAAGGACCCUCAUAAGGAUGGAGAGGCGAAAAUCAAGGCGGACUUUGAACAGCUGCACGAGGACCUCCAACAGGCUUUCAGGAAUUUGGAAGACUAAAUCACCUUUGUGUUUCAUGGCUCGCCUAAUGAUCAAGUGAUAUCAUAUUGAAAUGUUUAUUUUUGUGUCCAACUGUUCUAGCCCUUCAACUAGAAGCUUUCUUAGUGUCGAUGUGCUGUGCCCCAGUGUUCUAGACAUAAGGAAACACUGACAGUACACUGUUCUGCAGACAUUUAGUUGAUUUUUAUGUUCAGCUUCAUCUUACCAUUAAGUUACCAUACCUGUAAUUAGUCUCCUCCUUUUUUUUCCUGUUUUUUGGAAUUCUUUUUGCAUUUGUCCUUUUUAAAAUUUUUAUUGUGCUUUUACCACAUUGCAUUUAUUUACCUUUUGAGUUAUUUUGUAGUGAUUUCCUACUAAAAGUCUGCAGGACCAAGGGCACAGUUGUCAUGAUAUUAAAUCUAUAUCAGCAUUCCAAUUCUUUUAAAUAUUUGUCUUGUGUUGGGGCAGGAAUUUGAGUUGUAUAUGUAUGCACCACAACCAAAAGAUAAGUUUGGCACAUUUUUUCAGUUCGAUAUUAAGCUUAUUUCAUGGUCUCAAAUUUCUCAUUUGAUGACUAAGUGGCAGGUUGAUCUUUCAAAGUUGUACUUAUAGUUGUGGAAAUAACUUUCAUGAAGAUUCUGAUAUCCUUUACAUCACAGUAUUAUCAACAUUUGGCUUGCCAAAACGUUUGUUUUUCUAAAAAGAUGUGGAGGAUUGUAUCCGCAACCGUCUUCAGUAAGUGGUUAUCAAACUUUCCUUAUGAUGUUAUUCCUGUACUCAUUUUACUUUAGUAUUAAUAUUGCUUGCCAUGAGUCACUCAGGAGGAAAUGUGUGCCAUUGUUGCUCCAUUGUUCGGCUCUGUUCAGCAAUGUUUUAUCACGUAGAUGCUUUGUACGUACUUACCAUUUUGCUUUCAAAUCUUGCAUAUAUGUACAUUGAACUGUUCAAAAGGCAGUUUCCCCAUUUUUAUUUGAGUAGUCCUGUGAGAUUGCUCUUCAUGUUUUGUUGAGGCUUGGAUACAUGAUCUUCCAUCUUCUAUCCUUAGUGUUGCAAUAAAAUGAAAGUUAUGAGAUUGUCAUUGUUUUAUGAAAGACUUUUUUUUUUUUUAAAGAAAAAUGAGUACAAUAAUAAAGUUCACAUUUAGAAAUUGAACAUUUAUGUAGAAUUUUAAUGUUAGUCUAAAUAUAUAUAUAUACAUGAAAAUAUAUCUCAAAUCUAUUUGACAAGUUUGUUUUGGGUUGAGUGUUGCUUUCUGGCUGAUUUCUUCCUAGAUGACAUUGUAGUUUAAUCCCCUCCAUUUACAUGGAACUGUUAUGUUGAUUCAUUAUUAUAAUGUUGUGUAAGAUAUUUAAAGUAUCAUGUGUCAUUCACGUUGUGCAAUGUAAAUUCAAUAAUAAAUAUUCUCUUGUAUAGAAGUGUACAGUAUAA